AUGUCCCUCCUGCAGUGUCCCCGGCAAUGUAAUCCGGCGGAUGCCGGCAUCUGUCUUCUGGGUUCUAUCCUCUGCGAGCGUCGGGACGUACGGGGGACGGAACGGCGGGAAAUUUGAAAAUGACAAAAAUAAAACAUUACUGUAUCAAACCAUUUCACAUACAUGUUGUCCCGAGUGCUUUGUCCUGUGCCCUGCCUGCAUUUUUACUGUUCUUUCUGCCUGGAAACUGAGAAAUGUCCAUGGCGUCCAAAAAGCGUCCCUUUAGGUCAAAAGUGGUUUUAGACCGGCUAGAGAACAGCGAUAGUAAAUUAGAACCACUUGCAGAAUUGA
Molecule: messenger RNA, 330 nt
Organism: Staurois parvus
Lineage: Eukaryota; Metazoa; Chordata; Amphibia; Anura; Ranidae
Source: the annotation of a GenBank genome assembly